Molecule: messenger RNA, 1689 nt
Organism: Pelmatolapia mariae (spotted tilapia)
Lineage: Eukaryota; Metazoa; Chordata; Actinopteri; Cichliformes; Cichlidae
Gene: entpd1
Product: ectonucleoside triphosphate diphosphohydrolase 1
Exons: 10
Coding region: 193-1689 (498 amino acids)
Cellular component (GO): plasma membrane
Molecular function (GO): hydrolase activity
Source: RefSeq, a predicted model, not a curated record
AGCUGAGAGCUGUGCUACCACACAGAGAGAGAGAGCGAGCGAGCAAGAGAGAGAGAGAGAGAGAGAGGGGGAAACAGAGUGUGUGUGGAAGACAGAGGGUUAGAGAGAAAGAGUGAGAGGAAGGGGGAGACAGAGAGGAAAGAGAGGGGCAAAGAAUAGAAAGAGCAUUGUGUGGCUGCUGAGAAAGAACCCAUGUCUGCACAAAGAGAGAUGAAAGAGAAGAACCCCUGGCCUACGCCUGUGACCAUCAUCAUCAUUGUGAUUGGUGUCAUAGCGAUUGUUGCCCUGGUGACGGUGACAGUUUUGCAGAACAAACCUGUCCCCCAAAAGUACAAGUAUGGGAUUGUGCUGGACGCUGGAUCUUCCCACACAGCUCUUUAUAUUUAUCAGUGGCCAGCAGAGAAGGAUAACAACACUGGCAGAGUUGAACAGACACACUCCUGCAAAGUCAAAGGUAAAGGUAUUUCCAGCUAUGCGUCUGAACCAUGGAAAGCAGGAGAGUCUCUGAAAGAGUGCAUGGGGGAGGCUGAGGGGACUGUCCCCAAAGAAAGAGCUCACGAGACCCCACUCUAUCUGGGAGCCACAGCAGGAAUGAGGCUGCUGGAUAUUGUGGAUAACUCAGCAUCAAAGAACGUAUUUCAGGCUGUGGAGAAAGCCCUGGUGAACUCCCCCUUCUCCUAUCAGGGAGCAAGAAUCCUCAGUGGGCAGGAAGAGGGUGCCUUCGGGUGGGUCACAGUCAACUACUUGGAUGAUCGUCUCAAACAGGGCUUGAAAACAACAGGCGCUCUUGACCUUGGCGGGGCGUCUACUCAAAUUAGCUUUAUAUCCGAUGAUUUUGACGGCUCAGAGUCACCCAUCAACUCUGUCAACUUCCGACUCUAUGGAAAUGAUUAUAACCUGUACACUCACAGCUUUCUGUGCUACGGAAAAGACCAAGCGUUAAAAAUGGUGCUGGCAACUCACACUCAGUCAGGUGCAACAACAGUAUCGGAUCCUUGUUUCCACUCGGGCUACAAUGAGACAAAGAACUACUCCGUCCUUUAUGACAGCCCCUGUGUGUCAGGCAGGAAACCUCAGGAAGCUCCAGAAAAAUUUGAUCACAUUGGGAAGGGAAACUUCCAAGAAUGCCAGAAAGCUGUCAAAAGUGUAUUUAACUUUAUUUCCUGCAAAUACAGCCGAUGCUCUUUCAAUGGGGUCUUCCAGCCUCUUUUGCAGGGGCCAUUCGGGGCGUUCUCUGCUUACUACUUUGUGAUGAACUUCCUCAAUUUGACUGAUACAUCCAUGCCCCUUGAAACUGUGAAGGAAAAGCUAAGCCAGUACUGUGCUACCUCUUGGGAUAAGAUAAAGAGGCAGCAUCCUACAGUAAACGUAAAGUAUCUGGCUGAGUACUGCUUCUCGGGCACCUACAUCCUCACCCUGUUGACAGAAGGAUACAAUUUCACUGCAGAGACUUACUCAAACAUAAAAUUCAUCAAGAAGAUAAAAGGCAGUGAUGCAGGCUGGACUCUGGGUUACAUGUUGAAUCUCACCAACAUGAUCCCAGCUGAGGCUCCUGACUCACCCCCUCUACCCCAUGCCGGCUACGUCUCCAUAGUAACCAUCAUGAUAAUACUACUCAUCGGCCUCCUCUUACUUGUCGCCCUCCGCAUAUUCUGGCCCCGUUGCUCCAAGAAAACACAAAUUGUAUAA